This is a messenger RNA of Linum trigynum, 363 nucleotides long. Lineage: Eukaryota; Viridiplantae; Streptophyta; Magnoliopsida; Malpighiales; Linaceae. The record is from the annotation of a GenBank genome assembly.
AUGUUUGGGGGGCGAAUUUACAUGGGCGAAGGCGCCCGGGGAAUCAGCGAAAUACUAGACGAGGGCGGGAGAAACCAGCGUAAAGUUAAGGCGCAUAGGAAGAGACUUACAGGGUGCUGCAGGGUUGUUUGUCGCCCCAACUCCAGCGUGCGCCCGAGGCACAGGCGGCGCAGCAGCGGCAGGAGGCGCGGACGACGAGGAGGGCGCAUUAGCAGGAGGCGGGGAAGGCUCUUGCGGCAAGGCGUCCGACCCGGUGGAAGGCGCACGAUCGGUGGUCGGGAUAGGAAUCUGACGAGAGGACGCCAUGGCAACUUGAGGCGCACAAGGAGGAAUUUGAGAGCAAGGAAGCAGCUUGGGGUCUAG